AUGCGUCAUAACCUUGAAGGCGUGACGAGGAUGGAUGGUCAGGGUGUCGAGCGUGGUGACAAGUUGGAUCAGGAGGAGCUGGCGUUCUUACCGAAAGGUGACGCAGGUGAUGAGUCGUGUUGUGAGAGUGGUGUGCUCACAAAGGAGGAUUUGUUGCGUAUUGAUAAAGAAGAGCCGGUUUGGCGUCGAGUCAGGAUCGCCCUGAUUUCUAUCUUUUGGAUCGUUUGGUUCGGUCUCAUAGUUGCUUCUGCGCUAUUUAUCGUCUUUACGCCGAAGUGUCCUCCCCGUCCGUCGCAGCAGUUCUGGGAGUCGAAAGUUGGGUACUGGGUUAAUCCUUUCUCAUUUGUGGAUUCGGAUGGUGAUCUGGUCGGUGAUCUGAAAGGUCUAGCAGACGCUGCUGAGUAUAUCCAAGAAGAGGUCGGUGCUGGGUUUGUAGUGCUGACGUCCCUGUCGCCUCUGUACCCAAAGAGCCUGAUGGAGUCUGGGAAGUCAUCGUUGAAGGGGAUUCACCCGACUCUUGGCAGCAUGGAAGACUUCCACUACUUAUUGCGUAGUUUUAAGAAGAGGGGAAUGCAGGUUGUCGUGACGUUGAACUUCAAUAGCGUGCCAGUCGCACAUGAACUUGCAAAGCCGGAAUUCCUGACAGCGUCGACGGCAAAUGAUAAGUUUUGUCGUGCAGACGCUAGUCCGAAGGAAGCCGUAGAUGGGCAAUACUACUAUUCCACCUACGGAAGUGGAUCGGGAGUUGUCGAUCUGAACCUACAGUCUGCUAAGGUGAUGGAUGAGCUUAAGAACGCUACUCGUUUUUGGCUGUCGAAAGGUGUUGAUGGCAUUCUGCUGGAGGAUGCUGCGUUCUUUGUUGAAGAGGGCUUGUGCUCCGGUGAUUCGUGGUUUGCUGAGCUACCCACAUGCAAGCUGUAUACGCAAAAGACGCUAACUGUAGUAAGCGACUUGAGGAAAGUCAUUGACGAGUUCUCCAGCUCGACAUCGCGCCCACGAGUUUUGUUCGCGGAUCCAGGUAACACGGGCUACGGUCCGAAUGGAAACGUUUCAGCUGAGUUAUUGCUUGGUACAGAGGAAGCUCCAGGUGCACACGUGGUCAUUAGCAGACAUUUCGCCUUCAAUAGUGGAGCUUCCAAUGUUAGUGCAAGUCCCUCAGUGUCAGCGUACAGUUCAUCGGUGAAUUCCUCUCUUGCGGGUCAACUGGCCCUGACAAUUGCAUCGCCAAGCGACAGACCGUACGCCGACAUAUUUUCUACGGCUUCGGCUGUUGUUGAGCUGGUGUUUGUAACUGUUUCGUUUCUAGGCACACCUCUUGUUUAUGCCGGAACUGAAAUCGGGUGGAAUCCGAUAAGCGAUGUACCGUCGGGGCUCUAUCCAUUUGGCGAAAGGCCAAUUGUUGACGAUGUUGCAAGCAAGUUGCCCAUGCCGUGGGAUUCUCAUGGCGCUGGUUUCUCGAAGUCUGAAAAAGUCAGUGGAUUGUAUCAGAAUUAUACAGAGAAACUGAAUGUAACCGAGACAGUCGAGACUUCAAUGGCGGCUGGUCGUGGGCCAAGUAUAUUUAACCUCAGCACUACACUGAUUCGUCUGUACAAGGAGGAACCGAGCCUUCUUUGGGGUGGCUUCUCCCGCAACGUGACCGAGGUAACGUGUGCCUAUUUGUCACACCCAUCGGUUGAGGUCUUCAAGCGUAGCGCUGCCGGCUUCGACAGCGUCGUUGUAGUGAUGGUGGACGCUGACGGGUUCUCAGUUGUGGACUUUACGUCAGAGUGUGCAACUCUGGUUCCGGUUGUUGUCUACCCUCCGAACGAACUGUUUCCCAUUGGAGAGGCGUUGUCCAGUGUGAAGGUAUAUUUCAAGCCUGCGAGUUGUAAGACUGUAUACGUCUUCAAGUGUGCAGUGUAA
Messenger RNA from Mesocestoides corti, 1905 nucleotides. NCBI's taxonomy places the organism in Eukaryota, Metazoa, Platyhelminthes, Cestoda, Cyclophyllidea, Mesocestoididae. The record is from the annotation of a GenBank genome assembly.